AAUAUCGGUGUUGGAAAAAUUUUAACAGUGGCAAUUUGGAACUCUAAGUCGGUAGCAUCAACUCAUAUUUACAAUACAAAAACUUAAAUUCAAAAAGGUUCGACAGCAUGAAGAUCAUCUUAUUUGCUUUCGUAGCACUGUUGGCUACUGCCAACGCUCGGCCGCAAGAAGUCGAGCUUACAGACUUAGUCUUGGAAGUGAUUGUCAACGAGAUCGUCGAAUCUAUCUCUCAGCAGAUAAAGCAAGCCGGACUUGACCCAUUCAUCAUUGAAGAAGCCGAAGUAGAAUACAAUCAUGACGGUAUCUUCUACAUCACCAGUCGCGUCGACAACUUUGUCUUAUCUGGCCUUAGUAACAUUGUCGUCAACUCCGUCAGCUUCUCAGACGAUGAUAUCGAUAAAUUGGAAUUGUCUCUGCCAAGAACGGUUCUCAGUGUGGAUAAAUUCUUUAGUGAAGUUACUAUUGGCAGCAGAAACAUUAAAAUUGAAUUUAGUGGAAGCAUAGCUUUGGUCGACUUUCGCUGCCAGACCGUUCUUGAUGAUCCGGAGGCCUCAUGCCAAAUCGGAGGAGUUGAAGCCGACUUUAAGUCCUUCGUUAUCCAAGGCCAUGACGUCACUGACAGUGUUAACAGCUUCUUCGAAAAAACCCUGCCGAAAUUACUCAUCUAACAGGAGGAAGAAAUCAAUCGUUUCUUCGAGAGAGUGAUCAUCCGGCAUGUCGACGACCUAGGCUAAAACAUUUUUUAUUGAUACCUUGUUGUCCUAAUAAAAGUUUCAUCUUAAAUAUUCUUGAAUAAACAUGUCAAACAAUA
Molecule: messenger RNA, 811 nt
Organism: Papilio xuthus (Asian swallowtail)
Lineage: Eukaryota; Metazoa; Arthropoda; Insecta; Lepidoptera; Papilionidae
Exons: 7
Coding region: 108-668 (186 amino acids)
Source: RefSeq, a predicted model, not a curated record